Nilaparvata lugens (brown planthopper) is the source of this 1310-nucleotide messenger RNA. RefSeq lists its product as uncharacterized. Lineage: Eukaryota; Metazoa; Arthropoda; Insecta; Hemiptera; Delphacidae. Bases 1 to 1104 code for a protein of 367 amino acids. The transcript is spliced from 5 exons. The record is from RefSeq and is a predicted model, not a curated record.
AUGGCAAGAACGAUCAAUGCGGACCCGCCUCGUGACCUCUGUGUCACACUUGACAUUGAGAAGUUUUUCAGUGGUGAGGAGUGGGCAUCCAAAACUCACCUGGAAAGAAAGGAACUCAGAUCUCAACUGGAAACAUACCGAUAUUCGUUAAAGCAUACUUCAGGCCGUCAACCUGAAGUUCCAUACUUCAUCAAAGAUUACAAAAAGAGAAAGGAAGAAAACCGUGCAAGAAUAGCCAGAUUGGCCAAAAAUGUAAACAGAGUGAUUGAAGGCGCUAGUACCAGUGCAAACCCAUCUUUCUCAACUGAGAGCAGUGAAGACACGAUCAAUGCGGACCCGCCUCGUGACCUCUGUGUCACACUUGACAUUGAGAAGUUUUUCAGUGGUGAGGAGUGGGCAUCCAAAACUCAUCUGGAAAGAAAGCAACUCAGAUCUCAACUGGAAACAUACCGAUAUUCGUUAAAGCAUACUUCAGGCCGUCAACCUCAAGUUCCAUACUUCAUCAAAGAUUACAAAAAGAGAAAGGAAGAAAACCGUGCAAGAAUAGCCAGAUUGGCCAAAAAUGUAAACAGAGUGAUUGAAGGCGCUAGUACCAGUGCAAACCCAUCUUUCUCAACUGAGAGCAGUGAAGACACGAUCAAUGCGGACCCGCCUCGUGACCUCUGUGUCACACUUGACAUUGAGAAGUUUUUCAGUGGUGAGGAGUGGGCAUCCAAAACUCACCUGGAAAGAAAGCAACUCAGAUCUCAACUGGAAACAUACCGAUAUUCGUUAAAGCAUACUUCAGGCCGUCAACCUGAAGUUCCAUACUUCAUUGAAGAUUACAAAAAGAGAAAGGAAGAAAACCGUGCAAGAAUAGCCAGAUUGGCCAAAAAUGUAAACAGAGUGAUUGAAGGCGCUAGUACCAGUGCAAACCCAUCUUUUCCAACUGAGAGCAGUGAAGACACGAUCAAUGCGGACCCGCCUCGUGACCUCUGUGUCACACUUGACAUUGAGAAGUUUUUCAGUGGUGAGGAGUGGGCAUCCAAAACUUACCUGGAAAGAAAGGAACUCAGAUCUCAACUGGAAACAUACCGAUAUUCGUUAAAGCAUACUUCAGGUUAGUAUUUUCGAAACAACUUUUAUGGCCAUUCAUUAUUAUCUUUCUUUCUCUCCUCAUCUUCCUUGUUAUUUUCCUUCUCCAGCUUUUCCUUAUUCAAUUUGAUUGUAUGGUAAGAGAUGUAGUGGUAUUUCUCCAUAAUUGAAAGAAAAUGACGUUGAUGUUGUCAAAAUAAUAUAGUGGUAUGUUAGUUAGUUUAAUUUUCGUCAUA